Molecule: messenger RNA, 1002 nt
Organism: Blumeria graminis f. sp. triticale
Lineage: Eukaryota; Fungi; Ascomycota; Leotiomycetes; Helotiales; Erysiphaceae
Source: the annotation of a GenBank genome assembly
AUGACAGUCAGCACUAUCAAUGAUCGCCCUCAAAAAAAGUCUACCUCGGUAGCAACAAAUUUAAUUGCUGGCGGUGCUGCUGGUAUGGUGGAAGCACUCGUAUGCCACCCUCUUGACACCAUAAAAGUGCGCAUGCAACUUUCUCGUCGAUCUCGCGCUUCUCACGUAAAUAAAAGCGGCUUUAUCAACACCGGCGUUGAAAUUAUAAAGCGAGAAACAGCACUCGGACUCUAUAAAGGUCUAGGAGCUGUAGUAACUGGUAUUGUACCCAAGAUGGCAAUACGAUUCACGAGUUUUGAGGCUUGUACUCUACGGCUCAGAGAUAAAAAUACUAGUAUUACCUCUGGGCGGGCAAUAUUUUUCGCUGGUCUAUUGGCUGGUGUAACUGAAGCAGUGGCCAUUGUAACGCCAAUGGAAGUCUUGAAAAUUCGAUUGCAGGCUCAGAACCAUAGUAUGGCCGAUCCACUUGACGUUCCAAAGUACCGCAACGCUGCUCAUGCGCUGUAUAAGGUAGUUAAAGAAGAAGGGUUCUUUAGUCUUUAUCGUGGUGUGACCCUGACUGCAAUACGCCAAGGCUCCAAUCAAGCUGUCAAUUUUACAGCUUAUAGUUACUUAAAGGCUCUUUUACAAGUUCACCAAAAUAAUUCUAUGCCAGGCUCUCUUCAUUCAACUAACAACAAUACUCUUCCAUCUUACCAAACGACACUUAUUGGAUUUAUUUCUGGCGCCCUCGGUCCCCUCUCUAAUGCACCAAUUGAUACAAUUAAAACACGCCUCCAGAAGAGUCCAGCAGAAGCAGGUCAGAGUGCCUUGUACCAUAUCAGAUCUAUUGCAGGCGAGAUGUGGCUAAGUGAAGGCUUUCGUUCAUUCUACAAGGGGAUAACGCCAAGAAUCAUGCGUGUAGCACCAGGUCAAGCAGUGACUUUUACCGUCUAUGAAACUCUAAAACAGUGGUUGGAGGGAAAGGAGACUGCCAUUGUAGUUGGAAAGUACGAGGAGUAG